Messenger RNA from Aspergillus puulaauensis, 1602 nucleotides. RefSeq names its product GMP synthase (glutamine-hydrolyzing) (gene gua1). The transcript has 5 exons. Lineage: Eukaryota; Fungi; Ascomycota; Eurotiomycetes; Eurotiales; Aspergillaceae. Gene Ontology annotation, cellular component: cytosol. Gene Ontology annotation, biological process: GMP biosynthetic process. Bases 1 to 1602 code for a protein of 533 amino acids. The record is from RefSeq and is a predicted model, not a curated record. Gene Ontology annotation, molecular function: GMP synthase activity; GMP synthase (glutamine-hydrolyzing) activity; ATP binding.
AUGGCAGGCACAAUCCCUCACAACUCGUUCGACACGAUCCUCGUGUUGGACUUUGGGUCCCAAUACACCCACCUCAUCACCCGCCGUCUGCGCGAAAUCAAUGUCUACUCCGAGAUGCUCCCCUGCACCCAGAAGCUCGCCGAUCUGGGAUGGAAGCCCAAGGGUAUCAUUCUCUCCGGCGGCCCAUACUCCGUCUAUGAGAAUGGCGCACCCCACGCCGACCCUGCCUUCUUCGAUCUCGGUGUCCCCAUCCUCGGUAUCUGCUACGGGCUGCAAGAGCUCGCCCACCGCUUGCACGCGGACAAUGUCGUUGCAGGUACUGCCAGGGAAUAUGGUCAUGCCGACCUGAAGGCUACCAGGUUUGGAGGCCACGUCGAUAAGCUGUUUGAGGACAUUGAGGGCGAUAUGACUGUUUGGAUGUCUCACGGUGACAAGCUCCGUAACCUGCCUGAGGGCUUCCACACUAUCGGCACCACAGGGAACUCGGAAUUCGCGGCUAUUGCGCACAAGUCGGAUCCGGUUUAUGGAAUUCAGUUCCAUCCUGAGGUUACUCACACGCCCCAAGGUGGACAGCUUCUGAAGAACUUCGCUGUGGGUAUUUGCGGUGCCGAGCAGAAGUGGACAAUGGCGGAAUUCAUCGGCCAGGAAAUCGCACGAAUUCGCUCCCUGGUUGGUCCUGACGGCCAGGUGCUGGGUGCUGUCAGUGGUGGUGUCGACUCGACCGUUGCCGCUAAGCUGAUGACAGAAGCCAUUGGAGAUCGAUUCCACGCCGUCCUUGUGGAUAAUGGCUGCAUGCGAUUGAACGAGUGCGAGAAGGUCCAAGAGGUUCUUCAGGCGCAACUCGGUAUCAACUUGACUGUCGUCGAUGCUGGCGAUGAAUUCCUUGCUGGUCUCAAGGGUGUUGACGACCCCGAGAAGAAGCGCAAGUUCAUUGGAGGAAAGUUCAUUGACGUCUUUGAGGACGAGGCGAAGAAAAUCGAAACCAAGAGCUCUGGAAAGGUUGAGUGGUUCCUUCAGGGUACCCUCUAUCCCGAUGUGAUCGAAAGUAUUUCCUUCAAGGGCCCCUCCCAAACCAUCAAAACUCAUCACAACGUCGGUGGUAUCGCCGAGCGCCUGAUGCGUGGCCAUGGCCUCAAGCUUAUCGAGCCCCUCCGCGAACUCUUCAAGGACGAAGUCCGUGAGCUCGGACGCCAACUCGGCAUCUCCGCAGAGCUCGUCGGCCGCCACCCCUUCCCCGGCCCCGGCAUCGCCAUCCGCGUCCUUGGUGAAGUCACCAAAGAAAAGGUCGAAAUGGCCCGCAAGGCCGACCACAUCUUCGUCACCAUGAUCCGCGAAGCUGGCAUCUACGACGAAAUCGGCCAGGCAUAUGCCGCUCUCGACCCAUCGCGCGCCGUCGGCGUCAUGGGCGACAAGCGCGUGUACGCCAACAUCAUCCUACUCCGCGCAAUCUCCACAAAGGACUUCAUGACCGCCACGCCAUACCCCUUCUCAUACGAGUUCCUGUCCAAGGUGUCGACGCGCAUCGUCAACGAGGUCUCUGGUGUGUGCCGUGUGUGCUACGAUUAUACGAGCAAGCCUCCGGGUACUAUUGAGAUGGAGUAA